AUGGAUUUUAGUGACCAAAAUGUCUCUGUUCUUGAAGCAUGGCCUAAAGGGAGUGUUACAAGAUGUUAUGAACUAAAGGUUCAAACAGCUUCUAUUGCAAAACUGUGCAAGACAUCAACUGUUGUCAAUGUAAAUGGGAUGUAUCCUGGACCUAACAUUUCUGCUCGAGAAGAUGAUAGGGUGGUUGUCAAGGUCACCAAUCGUACUCCAUAUAAUAUUUCAAUUCACUGGCAUGGAGUUCGCCAAAGGCUAACUUGCUGGUCUGAUGGCCCUGCCUACAUAACACAGUGUCCAAUCCAGUCAGGCCAGAGUUUCAAAUACAGGUUUACCUUGCUCAACCAGCCAGGCACACUCUUCUGGCACGCUCACAUAUCGUGGCCAAGAGCAACAGUUCAUGGUCCCCUCAUUAUCUACCCCAAGCAAGGUGUUAGCUAUCCGUUUGAGCCUCCCUUUGAAGAGCAUGUGAUUGUUCUAGGAGAGUAUUGGCUUCGAGACAUCCAGGACUUGGAAAGACAUGUGAAAGAAUCAGGAGGAGGUCCCCCAAGCUCAGAUGCCUACAUUUUGAAUGGUCGUCCUGGUCCGCUCCAUAACUGCUCCAGAGACGACGUGUACACUGUUAGUGUUACAAAGGGGAAGAAGUAUCUUCUCAGAAUCAUCAAUGCAGCUCUUAACAUGGAACACUUUUUUGGGGUGGCUAACCAUACUAUGACUGUUGUAGAAACGGAUGGAGAGUACACAAAACCCUUCAACACCUCGUUUCUGAUGCUGACUCCGGGUCAGACUUACAAUGUUCUAAUUGAAGCAGACCAGCCCAUUGGAAAAUACUACAUGGCCAUGGCCCCUUACAUGCCAGCAAAAAACGUCCCCUUCUUGAACAAAACAUCUUAUGCAAUCCUCAAUUAUGUUACACACACCAAGUCAAUUGCAUCACCACCCACAGUGGAAGUAGACAAAUUAGCUCGAAAGUCAUGUUCAAGAAGGUCGAUGAUACUUUAUGAACCCAUCCUACCUAAUGCAAAUGACACUGAAUCUGUUCAAGCAUUCGCAGACCAGGUCAAAAGUCUAUACCCGAACCAACAUUGGUCUCCGAUUGACGUUCCUUUGAAAAUUGACAAAAGCUUGUUUUUUGCAAUCGGGCUUAACGUGUUCAGCUGCAACUCAUCUGAUGCUGAUAGAUGCCAGGGGCCUAAUGGAGGAAUUUUCGCAGCUUCUGUUAACAACAUAACCUUUAGAAGACCAAGGGUUUCACUUUUGAAUGCUUACUAUAACAACUUAGAAGGAUAUUACAGCACAGAUUUCCCCGACAAGCCUGAAAAGAUGUAUGAUUUUGCGAACGAGGCUCCCAAUAACAUUGGCGUAGAUACACAGCCAGCUAUUGGGACUCGAGUUAGCGUUCUAGAGUAUGGUUGGGCUGUCCAAGUCAUAUUUCAAGACACUGGCACGGUGGGAACCGAGAACCAUCCUAUUCACCUUCAUGGCUUUAGCUUCUACCUGUUAGGCACAGGGCUUGGCAAUUUUAACUCCAGCACUGCAGUUCUUAACUUCUACGAUCCUCCCUAUAGAAACACUGUUGGAGUGCCAGUAGGUGGAUGGGCUGUUAUUCGAUUCAGAGCUGACAAUCCAGGAGUUUGGUUCAUGCAUUGCCAUCAAGAUGUGCACACAACAUGGGGACUCUCUAUGGCUUUUCUAGUGAAGAAUGGGAAAGGCAAAAUGCAAACUUUGCCGCCACCACCUCCUGACCUUCUACCCUGUUAAUAAACUUCUAGUCUGUAAAAAUCCAAUAUCUGUCUCUAGUUGUAUGUAUCUAGUAUUUUGAAUAUCCGCCAAGUUAUGUGAAUGUGUAUUUGAUUAGUUGGCAGCAGUGACAAGUCAUGUAAUUAUAAGGAUUGUUUGCA
Molecule: messenger RNA, 1895 nt
Organism: Theobroma cacao (cacao)
Lineage: Eukaryota; Viridiplantae; Streptophyta; Magnoliopsida; Malvales; Malvaceae
Source: RefSeq, a predicted model, not a curated record